Messenger RNA from Acyrthosiphon pisum (pea aphid), 915 nucleotides. Its product is annotated as sodium-dependent proline transporter-like. The transcript is spliced from 7 exons. Gene Ontology annotation, molecular function: amino acid:sodium symporter activity. The record is from RefSeq and is a predicted model, not a curated record. Gene Ontology annotation, cellular component: plasma membrane. Gene Ontology annotation, biological process: amino acid import across plasma membrane; nitrogen compound transport; sodium ion transmembrane transport. Bases 1 to 915 code for a protein of 304 amino acids. NCBI's taxonomy places the organism in Eukaryota, Metazoa, Arthropoda, Insecta, Hemiptera, Aphididae.
AUGAAAGAUAACCAUGAAAACCAUUUACCUAACCAUCCUAAAUUAUACAUGUGGCGACUACAAGAUAAUCUUAAUGAUUAUGAUACGGGAGGAUUUAUGAAAUUCAAGCUUUACGGAAAUACAAAAUCACGACCGCUACCAGAAGAGAAAUUACGCAACAGUUUUGUUGGCUAUGUGGACUAUUUACUUUACUGCUUCAGUUUGACCGCAAGUCUCGCCAACUUAACAAGAUUCCCGUACUUAGCAUACUCACACAAUGGAUGCUCGUUUGUGGUCAAAUUCUUGAUUUUGGUCGUACUGAUCGGCAUCCCGUGGUGUUUCAUGGAAAUCGCCGUGGGACAGUAUUCGGGCAGAGGUCCGACGGCGAUCGGCGACAUGGUGCCCAUCGGCAAAGGUGCGGAAAGUCCGGCAGUCGGACUUUGUUGGUCUAGAUGUCUAUUUUACAUGUAUUGGUCGUUACCCGAAUCCGAUGACCUGCCGUGGAAGCAUUGCAUUUCCGCCAACGACUCGUUAUGCUUAUCCGACGACAGGAAACUGGGACUGUGCACCGAAUGCAAGACGAUCGGUCUCGAUUUAAGCGUGCCAGCUGAGAAUUUCUAUCUGAAUGAAAUUGUAAAGAUGGACAAAAGCAUUCUCUACGGUGGAAUCGGUAAAUUCAACGUACCAUUAUUGUUUUGUCUUGUAAUUUCAUGGAUGAUCAACUACCUAUUGCUCAUUGCAUCCAACGACAUCAUGAAAUACGUGCAGAUAUUCGGUUCCAUUGCUCCGUUUACUUUGCUGGCGUUUGUGUUGUUCUUCAUAAUGACGGAGAAUGAAGCAUGGGGUGGUUUUAAUUUGCUGUUUGACACGAGUACGAUCGACUUUUUAGAUCUUCAGGUUUUUGAUGUUCAUGAUUCAUCUGAUCUGUGGAAAUAA